GGGGCCAUUUUAGUCCUCCGGAGCAGAGGCUCGGGGACGUGGUCGACCUGUGGAGUUCCUGGCUUGGCCACCAGCACCGGCAGUUACCCCCCUCUGGCCUACUUUCAGUUCCCUCGUCUCCCACCCCUGACGGGGACCUCGGCCUGGGCCAGCCCCAGUGUCCCGGGCCGACGAGGGAGAGGGUGUCCGCGUGCCGGCGCGCUCGCGCACGUGUGCUCGGGCCAGCCCAGACGGACGUCGAGGCCGCGGAGGAGAUGAGCAGCGACAGAGGCAGGCGCCAGGCCCGAGCGACCCGGGAUCGAGACUGGACAGGCCGUGGCCAGAUCGGCCGGGGCAUAGCGGGAAACUGGGAGCGGGGCCGCGGGCGGCGAGUUGCGGCCGCCGGCCGAGCCGGCCGGCUCCGGGGCCGCGGCCGAGGCUCUAGCUCCCACGUACUCCCCGGCCGCCCUCCCUGGCCAGGCCGGGCCUGGGCCGGCACUUCCCCGCCUCCCCUAGAAAACGAGCCCCCAAGCUCGGGGCCGAAGAACCAAGAGGAGCCACUGGAGAAGACUGGGGGCGGCGGCGCCUGGGGGUGCAGCGCCCUGAAGCCUUCCGGGGGCCUCUCGGCUCAGGCCGAGAGGCGCCGCGGGAGGCGGCGGCGGCGGCGGCGGCGGCGACAACAAAACUCCCCAUUCCCGAUGCCCCCUCCACCCUUCCCACCGCCGCUGCCCCCCCUGCCGCCCCCGCCGCCGCCGCCCCCGCCGCCGCCCCCGCCUCCACCGCGGGAUCGCCGCGGGAAUUUCUACUCACAUCUUGUAUGUGGCCACGAGUUCACUGAUCUGGAGGUAAGAGCUGGUCGGGUGCUACCCCCGGUGGUGCUGGAGGGCCUUUUGGGAUCUGAUGACGAGGAGCAGGAAGACCCCACUGAUUACUGCAGGGGUGGUUACUACCCAGUGAAGAUUGGAGACCUGUUCAAUGGGCGAUAUCACGUGGUGCGAAAGCUGGGAUGGGGCCACUUCUCUACUGUCUGGCUCUGCUGGGAUAUCCAGCGAAAACGGUUUGUGGCCCUGAAGGUAGUGAAGAGUGCCGUGCAUUACACUGAGACUGCUUUGGAUGAGAUUAAACUGCUGAAAUGUGUCCGGGACAGUGAUCCCAGUGACCCCAAGAGAGAGACCGUGGUGCAGCUCAUCGAUGACUUCAGAAUUUCAGGAAUCAAUGGCGUCCAUGUGUGCAUGGUGUUGGAGGUGCUGGGCCACCAGCUUCUCAAAUGGAUCAUCAAAUCCAACUACCAAGGCCUGCCCCUCCCCUGUGUGAAGAACAUCAUGCGACAGGUGCUGCAGGGCCUGGAUUACCUCCACACUAAAUGUAAGAUCAUCCAUACCGACAUUAAGCCGGAGAACAUUCUUCUGUGUGUGGGUGAGGUCUACAUCCGAAGGCUGGCAGCCGAGGCCACACUGUGGCAGCAGUCGGGGGCCCCACCUAUCUCUGGCAACACUGUGAGCUCUGCACCCCAGCAGAUCAUGAAUGGGAAACUCUCUAAGAACAAGAGGAAGAAGAUGAGGCGCAAGCAGAAACGGCAGAAACAGCUCCUGGAGGAGCGCCUUCGGGACCUUCAGCGCCUGGAGGACCUGGAGGGGGAGAGGGGUCUGGAGGGCCUGCUGGCUCCACUGCCCCAGCCCCCUGACACUGACUCAGAUGAAGCUUUGGGGGCCACAUCAUCUCUAGGGGAGAUCUGCUGGGAAGUACGAAGGCUCAUCCUGUCUCUCACAGAUGCCAACUCACAGCUGGGCGACAGCAAUGGGACCACCCUGGCUGAGGCCUCGGGGGGCAGCCUGGCGUGCAGCCCCCAGAGCCUGACCUCCUCUUCAGGCUGUCACCCCUGGGGAGGCGGAGGGGUCUCCCCAGCCUCCUCCUCACCGCCUCGGGGACAGCGCACAGGCAACAGAGGCUUCAGCCCAGACUCCCAGACCUCUGGAUUUUCGGGGUCCCUCUUCUCGCCGACCUCAGGCUCCACCCUGUCGGGCUUCUCCAACCGUCAAGAGAAGGGGGGACUUUUCUCCCUCAGCAACAGAACAUUAAAUGCCACAGACUUCCUGGUGAACCCCCUGGAACCCCAGAACGCAGACAAAAUCAAGAUUAAAAUUGCUGAUCUCGGCAACGCCUGCUGGGUGCACAAGCACUUUACUGAGGACAUUCAGACCCGACAGUACCGGGCAAUCGAGGUGCUCAUCGGGGCUGAAUACGGCCCGUCGGCAGACAUCUGGAGCACGGCCUGCAUGGCUUUUGAGCUGGCCACAGGGGACUAUCUGUUUGAGCCCCACUCCGGGGAAUCCUAUACUCGAGAUGAAGAUCACAUUGCCCACAUCGUGGAACUCCUCGGAGACAUCCCACCAGCUUUUGCCCUCUCUGGCCGCUAUUCACGAGAAUACUUCACUAGACGAGGGGAGCUUCGUCACAUUAAGAAUCUCAAGCACUGGGGGCUGUAUGAAGUACUCAUGGAGAAGUACGAGUGGUCCCUGGAACAGGCAACCCAAUUCACAGACUUCCUGCUGCCCAUGAUGGAGUACAUCCCCGAGAGGCGGGCCACCGCUGCUCAAUGCCUCCAGCACCCCUGGCUUAAUUCCUAAGCUCCAGGCUCUCCUGUUCUCCCUGCUCUAGUUUGCUGUGGUAGAGGGUGGCCUGCUUUUUUAAUGUGCCUUGGUACUGUGCCAGACAGGGGAGGAGGCUGGCUCUUAAGUGUCUUUGGCCCAUCCUGAAGCACCAGGCCUGCACAGUUGGAGCCUGUGCUGCUGGGGAAGGCUUCCAAAGCUAACCUGCCCCGCCCCCCCCUCGUCUCCCAGAACCUUGGUGCAUCCUCCCUUCAGGCCCAUAACUAGUGUGCAAGGUUGUGCUGGGCUGUUUAGCCAGCAGCGUUUCUGGAGAAGGAUUUAGUUGUUUUCCAACCUGUUUUGCAGUCUUUCCCUCUGUUCUGAUCCCAACUUUUUGCUCAGGUUAAAAACAAACAAAAAAAACAAAAAAACAAUAAAAUCAUUUUUCUUAUUGAG
Molecule: messenger RNA, 3023 nt
Organism: Monodelphis domestica (gray short-tailed opossum)
Lineage: Eukaryota; Metazoa; Chordata; Mammalia; Didelphimorphia; Didelphidae
Source: RefSeq, a predicted model, not a curated record